UCGAGCGAGUGGUUUUGUGUCCGACAGUUGUGCUCCAUGCGUUUAGACGCCGCGCGCGCGGUCAGAGUUCCAUCCAUCCAUCUUUAGUUUGAAUUGGUAAACAGACUGUGAUUGAUGAUUUGUUCAAUAGUGACUUGUUCUGCGAGAAACCGUGGAUCCGGUUCUUCGGAGAACCUAAAAGUGCACAAUCUCUACGGUUUGUGGGUGCCCUAGUUAGGGUGAGUUAAGCCACCUUAUGUAACGUGACUCCCGUGCGCGCAUUGACCGUAUCGGGGUUCAAUCAAGCCGAAGACGAAUCCGAGAAGCUGAAUGAAAUAUACGGACUUGAUUCAAGUAACCCCAGUAGGAGUGAUAUUUUUUUGUUUGGUUUCUCGGUCUUCUUGAUACUGUUUGUUCAACCCCUUCGAAACGCCACGCAGUUUAUAAUUAUUUUGACCAGUUUUUCACCUUCGGUAAGAGGCUCUUUUGGCUCUUUUCGUAAAAAGUGCAAACACACAGUGAAGAAGCUACAGGAAGAUAAGAAAAACGAGUUUCAUCACUACUGUGACGUGAAGUGAACUGUAUUAUUUUAGUGUGUUUUACUGGGCGACGAACAGCCGUGCGGUUGGGCAACAGGUAGAAGUGUGAUUGGCGGUUUGUUACUUGAGCCGAGCGGGCUGGUUUUGUUGUUAUUGCUGUAGUAGUGGUGGUGAUUCCUGCUAGAGGUCCAGGCACGGAUAAGCCUACUCAUAGACCCGUGCUGGUGGUUCCAAGUGGGUGACUUGCAACGGCAGGGGAAGCUCGCGGGAUGCUUCGUGGCCAGCCUCCACACACACUGGAUGGAAUAUGCUAAUGAGAAUCGACAAGUCAAUAAAUUAUGAACGCAGCUGAAGACGGAUGUUGUUCUGAAGUACUUCUUUUUACUUCGCUGCCUCAUACGGUUAUUGCCUAUAUGCGUUGUGGAGGCGAAUCAGCACCAGAAAGAGAUUGAAAAUCGAAAGUUGCGAAACAGUUUUGUGCGCGAUUGUGGAGAUCUGAAAAGGUGUUGUUGUUUAUUAUAGUCCGACAGAGGCUCAAGGAAUUCUCCUGGCCACGGCUAAUCAGCUUGCUAAUCCUAUGCCAGCUGCACAUACAAUAGAGUGACAGAUAGCGCUAGUGAGGAAAAAUUGUGUGUGUUGUAUGUGGUGUGCUUUCGACUUAAACGCUGAGCUACCGAGUUAAAAGCGAAGUUUAUCUCGCACGUGGAACCACUGGAGGAAAACAACAACAGCCUGAAGUUCAACGCUAACGAUGGAUUGUGUGUUAAUUGUCUGAUUGGUGCCCGACGCAAAGCAAACGACCGCUCGCUCGGCCAUCAAUGACAGCCUGAGCCGCAGCAAAGCCGACCAACCACUUGAUAACGAAGCAAACAAGCAGCGAAAUUCCGUGCGGUUUGAGUAAUAACCAUCCAGCAUCCAUCGACAUCCCGAAAAGUGCGCACUCACACCAUACCGUCGUCGAUACGAAUGUAAAAAGUUGCAAAACCGGAGCUGCUGAAAAAUAUUUCUCAAAACGGGAGAAAACGACUCCUGCAGCAAAAUAAAUGAAUAAAAGCAUCGGCGGAGAACUUCUCGUUACAAUCACCAUCCUGGCCUGCCCAGGUCCGAUCAGAUUCGAGCAAGUAUCCCAUCUCGCGCCGAGCGAUUGCAUAUAUGAAUACAUGAAAAGUCCGAUUUCCAGCGUUUGAACAGAAGAAAUCCAGUUUUGCUGCAAGCUGCGGUCCCUGUUCCGGACAGACCACCGCCCACUUCCCGCGCCAGGUCCACCGAUUGGCGAAGAUCAAUUUCGCCAGUUCGAGACGAAAACCGGCCCUUACUGCUCUUUGUGUGUAUGCGAUUCAGCCAGGCCAAGCCAGGGCACAUUCUUUCACUGAUUUAUGCAUGCUCGAAAUAAGGCGCAUUUUCAGCAACAGACCAGCAAAAAAUAUCAGUGUAUCAGCAAGGCAACGAAGAAAAAGCACCAAGACCGGUUGCCGGCUGUAUUGGUGGUGCUUCACUGAGCAACUGGUUCUAGAUCGGUGGUGGUCCCUUUACGCCACUUGACCCGCCAAGAGGAUCCGAGCGGGUUUAAACUGGCUACGAGCGAACGGAGUGAUCGUCCGUGGAGGUUCUACAUGAGUGCACCGUGCGAUCACGCGGACUGUGAUCUUGCAACUGAUACUGUUCGGUGUGAAAAGAAUGUUUCAAUGUGACUUCACAGCCAAUCAAAAUAGUUUCAGCAGGAAUAAUCGAACGGAAAAACGGUUCGGCUAAAAGUGGAAAAGUGUGCAGUGCGAAUGAAAACUUCCUCAAGUUUUUCUUACCGAUGAAAAGUGAUUCAUUCAACGAAAGAAAAUCGGUGAAUGACUGAAAACUAAGCGAAGCUUUAAAAAGAGGGUAAGAUUAGCAAGAAGAAAGUGUGCAAGGUUUAGAAAACAGAAACAAAAUAUACGAAAAAUAUCGUCUCCGAGAGUGUUUUUGUGUGAACACACGUUUGUUUUUGUUCCCCUUUGUCUAUCCAUCUAUUUUCAUCCAAAAGGGGGCAACAUAAGAAACAAGAGAAAAAAAUUACCAUACCUAGACCCAAUGCAAUUAAUCUCCCCGGCAACUCUAGUGGAGUGAAAACUUGGGGCCAAGUGUGGUUUUUAAUAGUGUGUAAAGUUUUCGACAAAGAUUUUUCUUGUUUUGGUUUAAAUUAUUCGGCUGUUUCCGGCUGUUUGGCGUGUCCCCAAUAGGGUUAGAGCAGAGAACGCGUUGCUAAUCGUGAAAUAAAUUCAAGAUCACUUAUGCUGUAAAUAGACGAUAUCGAAGAUGAACCUGUGAAAUCCCAAACUGGUGCCACUUCUUGAUUUCGACGCUGAAGUCACGGUCAUAGCAUUGAUAAUACGCAUCUAGCAAAAUGCCAACCUAAAUAAGCAAACUGCAAAGCACUCCUGCCGGCACUUGGAGGACCAAUUUUGCGCCCGUGCAAGCCUGCUGAGCGCGCAACAUCGAAAGUAAAACAGUUGUAAUAACAGUGUGCAUCCCGUCGUCAGCGUGCUGGAGGGCCGAUGGAGCAACAGGUUAUUUAGCAGCUGAUAUUGAAAAUAAUGAACCAUUUGAUAAAGGGCUCGGAAUAUCGCAGUUGUUCCAAUUAAUUCGCAUUCGCAACAGCGAACGAGCAAGCAAGGUACCUCGGUACCUCGCGCGGCGGACGGACGUAACAGUGAGCGAGGCCAAAGCGGACGCUUAAUCGUGUGACCUAGAAAGAGACGGCCCGCCGGUAAUUUCAAGUCUCGACUCAAGUGUGCAUGCACGGUGCAUCCUGCGGUGGAGUGACGAAAGUUCAAGCAGCAGAAAAUCCGUUCUUAUGAUCGUUCAAACGGGCCAAAGUGGAAAGUUUCCCGCAGCAGCACGAAACCAGUGGCGUCAAUAUGAGUACGAACUCACCGGGAACGCCGAAGAAAUGUCGGCUGAUACUACAGCAGUGCCUGGCAAUUCAGCUCACCAAACCGGGCAACCCACCGGAGGAUUUCUGGAUGUACGAUAGCGGCUAUACGAUAUUUCAGAAUUUCCUUUCGGCAAAUCUGCAAUGUUGGUGGAAUGCUCCGCUGGCAGCGGCUACGAAAGUACUGAAAUAUCUCGGCCACAUUUCACCCGGAAUGCUGCUGAUAACGGCCGAACCAUGCGCUCUGGAAAUCAUCAGAAGUGCCUACGCACGAAGCGUCCUCAAGCCACCGGCCACCUAUCUGAUAAAUUCCGUAGGUGACAUUGACGAUUGCAUCGUGACGCCGAUAGUGCAAACACAGUUUACGCCACUCACCGAGGCACUUUGUGACGUCAUUAUGGAGCUUACGGCGCAGGGUCAAUCGGCCACAAUCGAAAACAUUCGUUCGCGGCUACGAGCAAGAUUCACACACAUGCAGCAACCUUCGGUCGAGGUGAUUUACGAUACGCUUGUGCAGCUGAUGCAAGAGAUCAAAAUCUAUCAAACUUCAAAGGGGUACUUUAUCGUCACGCCAGAGAAACGACGUAGCAAAUCCAAACCGAUCGAUUACAGCUUUGCAAGCGACGAAAGCACACCGCCUCAAAAGGAGUCAAAGACGCUGCUAAUGAGUAGCCACGAGGCAUUGCGUAGUCUGUAUGGAGAGAUCUCGACUGAACGCGAUGGAGACCAGACCCAUCAGUGCAUUCAAACCAAUUUGGCGGAUGUGAUCUGCGGGGGUAAUCCGAACGACAAAAUCCUCUAUCCACGAAGCAACAUAAGUAAGCAGAGAAGUGCAUCGCUAGCAGGUAGCGCGAAAACACUCGAACGACGACACAGCUUACGCCUGUUUGGGUCCUCGAAACGGCUGCAACGUUCGGCGUCCACCCGCAGUCUGUCCAAGAACUAUUCCCAGACAAUCGCAAAGGACAACAACCCUUCGAUAGGGAAUAGUUCAAGCUCCGAAAAUCAGUCCAAUUGUGAUACAAAAAAACAAGCGUCUUCCCCAUCUCUACUGUCUAGGAUCUUCCGACGAAGCACUCGAUCGAAAAGUAAAUCGAAGCAGAUCGAAACCUACUCGGCACAGUUUCCACCGCCCGAAUGGUUCAACUCGAAAACUACACACCUGCACAGUGUUGGCACACAGACCAUAGAUUAUUUGGAAGUCCCAAUAAAAUCCCGCCUGAUGAACUCGACAUUUUACGACAGCUCAGAUGUAAGCCAACGAUCCCUAUCGCUACCAAGACGGCGCCAUCAUCGACGAAACCUGUCAAGCGAAUCAACAUUCUUUAUAUCUUCGCGCGAUUGUUCACCGGUGCGCCGAGGGAAAUCCCCAUCCUACUAUUGUGGCAGUUUACCGCGAUCAAUCCACUCCACACCGGCCAGUUCGGGAUACUACAAGGUGUCCCGAAGCAAGCAACUCUCCUCGGCGGAGAAGCUGCACAGCAAUAGCCAGAAUAAGAUCGAGAACAAAGCUAGUCGUGUCGGUAGCGGUCCAUCCAGUAUCGACAGUGGUAAAAUGACCUACAUAACCUCGGGACCAUCCAGUUUUGACAGCGAAAAAUUAUCGUCUACGCGAACGAGCACCCAUUCAAGCUUGGAAUCCCACGUUUCCGCUGCCACGGUUACCACGACAAUCCAACAGACGACCACUUCCAGCUAUUUCAUAGCUAACGAUACGAAACCGUCGUAUGUUAAUUCCAACGGAUCGAAGGACAAUCCGCCAUCUGCAGUAACUACCACCACCACAAAUUCUUCGAAGAGCAACCAACACUAUAAAGGGUUUGAAACAACCUUUGGGUACAAUAACCAGGCCAUCAAUACUAGCACAAACAAUCAUAGCAAUAGUAGUACUAAUAACAAUAGCAAUCUAGUUAAGAACUCAUUUAAUGCACUUUGUAAUGAAGUUAUUACAAACAACGGCAUUUUAACAAACACCAACAGUAGCAACCUAAUAAAGUUAGAAACUGAACUAUCGAAUGGGAGCAACGAGAUGGACUUUGAUCAGCUCUCAGCAUUAAACGGAACGCUUUUAAACUUCAAACUCAACUCCGAAGCAUCGUCCGAUGUUCACGAGUUAAACAAAUACAAUAAAAACAUAAACAAACAGGAAAACACACCUAUGAACAAUAGCAAAACGUUGCCAUCGACGCCUCCAGUACAACCGGCCAAUUUUUUCUACAAAAACGUCCUCAAAAACAUCCAGCACGAUGCUAAGAAUAUCUGCGGCGACCUCGCCACCGAUAAGGAUCUAACCGGUUCGAUGGCUGGUAACCUGCAGCACAACGAUCACCAAUCAAAUCUACGCCGUUCGAAUUCCGAAAUCAAAAAACUCAAUUCAAAUCUCGAUCUGAAGAAUCAAAUUUGCCCGUCAGAGAAAAUCAGCGGUUUGAUCGUGAUGAAGAAAAGCUUGUCCGUUUCCAGCGAACCGAAUCUCACCAAUCAGAUGCAGGAAACGAAUAAGAUCACGAUUUUGGUAAAGGAUUCGGAUAAACCGAACAACUCGGACCGACGGUUUUCCUUCCAGAACAAGGAAGAUCCAAUGAUCGAGGAAAUGUACGACUUUCCCAGUCUUACCGAUUUGAGCUUUAACUUCACGUCCCUGGCGGCUCAGAAGAUCCUGCAGGGCGACGCCAGUCUGAACAGUAUCGACACCCUCGUCGAGCUGAACAUCAAUCAGGAAAAGCAGCAGACAAUAAUGAAGCUGAAAAAUGACGCGCGAACCAUUGGCCAACAAGCUCAGGAUCCUAGCAAAAUCGUGACUGACUUCGGAAUGGUGUAAUGAGGACGGGAAAGCGAAAAAAUGACAAUCUUACUAAUAUAGAUUUGUAUAUUAAACCGAAGCAUAAGUGCCAAUAUUUUGAAAAACAAAAAAGUAUAACUGUAACAGCAACAUUUAUCUAAGUAUUAUAUGUACCAUUAAAUAGUUGAAACCGUUAAUUAUUUGUAUUAUACCUGCUUAAUCGCGCGAUUGUAAUCGUUUGCCGUAACUUUAUCGGAUGAUAAUGAAAAGACGAAAUACUUGAAACACGUUUACGACAUGCAAUGCGACCGCGAACGAGUCGUUCCACUACAGCAUACUAUGGCAGUAGUAAUUCAUGCUAAGUAUACUGAGUAACAAUUAUCAGCACCCAUUUACGAAAAUUGUACAAUCUUGGAACUUUGUAUAAAAAAAACCUCAUGUAUUAUUGAAUACAAUAAAAAUAAAU
Molecule: messenger RNA, 6668 nt
Organism: Sabethes cyaneus
Lineage: Eukaryota; Metazoa; Arthropoda; Insecta; Diptera; Culicidae
Gene: knockout
Product: myosin-G heavy chain
Exons: 12
Coding region: 3410-6241 (943 amino acids)
Biological process (GO): positive regulation of transcription by RNA polymerase II
Cellular component (GO): nucleus; cytoplasm
Molecular function (GO): RNA polymerase II transcription regulatory region sequence-specific DNA binding; DNA-binding transcription activator activity, RNA polymerase II-specific
Source: RefSeq, a predicted model, not a curated record